AUGUGCCCCGUGUCGUCAACGAAAAGUCCGAUGCGACCGAGCCAAGCCAUGCAGACAAAUCGUUAUGCGCGUCUUGCUCGAGAGACAUCGAAUCCUGUCAGCAGCAGUGGCAGCCCCCAGCGAGCAGAUGGAGUUCAGAUUAGCAAUCCCCCUGAAGUCACCCAUUCGCCUGAGGCCCCGUCCCGCACUGCAACAACACACAUACAAGGCACCAUCUCGAAGACGAGGGUAUUCGGGAACGGCCAUUGGAUGAACACGUUCUCUCAGUUGGAGACUUUGUCUGUCCUGCAGCCCAUUGGAGACCUGUACGAGGCAAUCAUCCAACAUCCGAGUCACGGUCCUCUGAACAGCAUCACGGACAGAAUCACCCAGUGCAAGAUAUUAGGCCGGAGAAUCAAAAGCCAAUAUCCAAGUCGUGGCUCUCUCCCUGCGGAAAUUUAUCAUUCGCUUCCCGACCUCCAAGUGGUUAAUGAAUCGAUUCGGCUCUACUUUACCACAUUUGAAACAUGCUAUCGAGUCCUUCACUAUUCAUCGUUUAUGGCCGAAUAUGAGAACUCGCUUAUAAAUCCUAAAGGCUCGGAAAGUUCCAUUCUGCUCCAAGCUCUCCUCGUUGUUGCCAUUGCCGGACCUUUCUUUGAGAACAUCGAUGCCCGCAACGACGUGGCUGCAAAGGCCCACACGUGGAUCCAUACCGCCCAGACAUGGCUCUCUGCACCGCUGGAGAAGGAUCGCUUAACUUUGAGAGGCAUCCAAGUUCACUGCCUUCUCCUCCUUGCCCGUCAAGUAAACCGAGUUGGAGCCGAUCUGAUUUGGAUUUCGGCGGGCUCGUUGCUGAGAAUGGCCAUGCAGAUGGGAUUGCAUCAAGACCCAACAUUCAUGGGCGAGAUGAGCCCUAAGCGAAGGGAAACCCGUCGACAACUCUGGUACGCCAUACUGGAAUUUAAUGUGCAGGCAGCAUUGGACUCGGGGAUGUUGCCGAUGAUUGCCAUUGGGGAUUGGACUACUCAGCCGCCGAGCGACAAGGACCCCAACAUUGCAGGUGACGAGAAUAGUAGCGAAAAGGUCAUCAAUUUCCAGCCAAUAUUGUCCAAAUCAAUUUCCCUCCGACUUCGUGCCACCAGAAUCAUCAACAGUCUCCUGGAACAACCAUCCUACGAUCAGAUCCUCGAAAUAGGAAACGAACUCGCCUUAACUUGUCGUGACGUUGCCAUUGCAAUCGACCAAGCUGUCUCAGAUCCCCGGACAAAAUUCGCAACCAGCCUGUGUAGUCACUUGAUCCGUCGCUUUUCCUUAUGCCUUCACUACCAAUAUGCCAUCAAGGCAAAGGUAAAUCCUCUCUACACAUACUCUCGCCACGUCGGUGUUGAGGCGGCGUUGGAUAUCGUCUCACUCCUCGAAGAUGAUCUCUAUAGCCGCGUACUUUGCUGCGGCGGUGGAAUGUUUCGCGAUAUCGUGACACGGGGAGCAAUGCUCAUUUUUCUUGAUUUUGGCUCAGACCGGGAAGCGGAGAGCUCAAUGUUUGCGAGGAAAAGAGACCUUGCACGUCAGGAGAACUUGCUGCGAGAUGCUCGCUCCGUGGUGCAACACGCCAAGGAUAGAAUCCGCCACGGAGAAACGAAUGUCAAGAUUUAUGUCUUUUUCAGGAUGAUGAUGGCCCAGGCAGAGGCUCAUCUGGCUAGGUUGCCCGAGAAGGAGGCAAUCUCGAAAUCUCUUAAUGAGAGUGUGGAUGAAUGCCAUGCUAUCCUGAAGGAGAUGGCUGCCAAGGUACCAGAUGCGACGAGUCCGGAGGGUCAAUCCGGGACAGAUGCUAUGGUGUCCUCGCUGGAAGGGGUGGUGAAUUUAGAUGACAAUUUCGACUGGAUGAAUGAUGGGGAGCUUGACUUUGACUUUUCCGACUUUCAGGUCCUUUCACAGUGGUAA
Molecule: messenger RNA, 1920 nt
Organism: Aspergillus sclerotioniger CBS 115572
Lineage: Eukaryota; Fungi; Ascomycota; Eurotiomycetes; Eurotiales; Aspergillaceae
Product: putative C6 transcription factor
Exons: 3
Coding region: 1-1920 (639 amino acids)
Biological process (GO): DNA-templated transcription; regulation of transcription by RNA polymerase II
Cellular component (GO): nucleus
Molecular function (GO): zinc ion binding; DNA-binding transcription activator activity, RNA polymerase II-specific; RNA polymerase II cis-regulatory region sequence-specific DNA binding
Source: RefSeq, a predicted model, not a curated record